Messenger RNA from Melitaea cinxia (Glanville fritillary), 1267 nucleotides. RefSeq names its product ester hydrolase C11orf54 homolog. The record is from RefSeq and is a predicted model, not a curated record. Gene Ontology annotation, cellular component: nucleus. The transcript is spliced from 7 exons. Bases 1 to 951 code for a protein of 316 amino acids. Gene Ontology annotation, molecular function: hydrolase activity, acting on ester bonds; zinc ion binding. Lineage: Eukaryota; Metazoa; Arthropoda; Insecta; Lepidoptera; Nymphalidae.
AUGACGUCGAUUGACUAUUCUACUGUCGAGAUCAAGGAAAAGCCUUUAUACACGCCACCGUUGGAAGAAAUAGUAGAAGUGCUGUCCCGUAGUUUGCCGUCGACGUUUGAAUAUGUCAGCGUGACUGUCGACGAGUGUCCCGACCUCACACAGGCUCCGUACAACAUCACCGCUCCAGGGUUGACAGGCAAUGCGAAGCUGGUAGAACUGGGCGGGCCGCCCUAUCUGGUACCGCUUGUGAGGCGUGACAAGAUCUAUGACCUGGCGGCAUUGUUGCGACAUUUACGCCGUGACCCCGCGCUUCUUAUUGGUGCUGGUGCCGGGCCCUGGCCAUUCCUCGGGGUCAACUGUGAGGGCAUCAUAAUCCUGCGCGUGGAGUCGGGGCGCGUGCAGCAGGGCACGCGUGUCGUGUCGAUGGCGGGCGGCUCGUACCGCCAGCAGCAGUUGCCGGACUCGGAGACGCGCACUGCGCUGCUGGGCAACUACCUUUUGUCGGAUGGAAAGCCUGGGAAGGUUAUAAAGGUAGUAGCAAAAAUGCGAAUUGGAAAAGCGAAUUUCAUCACAGCCAUCAGGGAAGCGCUUCAAAAUCACUACGGGGACAAAGUUGUCGGUUUGGGCGGUGUGUUCGUUCUACGCGAGGGCUCUGGAAGAUACCACGUAAUGCCGGACUUCUCCACAACGGAGCUGACUAGCGACGAGGACGUGAACAACUGGCUCACUUUCCACGAGAUGAAAGCACCCAUCACGCACCUAGGGACGCUGGUCACGGGCGACAUGGAGCUGGACCUGCGCGUGCAGCACUUCCACGGGUUCAGCGCGCACGGCGACGGCGGCCACUACCACGGCGACACGGCGCCGGCCGCCGCGCACUACGAGGCCUACUUCGCGCUGGCGGCCGCCGUCGUGCGCGUGGACGCGCCCGCCCACACGCACCACGUCGGGCGCGACUAGCGCCGACUGUGGCCUGGUGGAAUUAGCGACCUAUUGACUAACUUAUACUUAAUAACUCACGCACUUUCUUAAGGCUAGUUCGAUAAACGUCUGUGAAACGCGUAGCGAGUAAUUAUAUGACUGUAUUUCAAUAGCAUUAGUCUUGCCUGCUGUUUAACGUCAAGUGUUCACGGGUGGAAUAAGUCACUUCCUCGACCACUCGACUAAAUUACUAGCUUAGAGCAACUAACCUUAAUAUUACAACAUACCUUUUUGUAAAUAAAAUUGUUGAUAUUGUUUUGUUAGUGUCAUUAAAAAUAAAGUUGUUUUUCAUAAA